GAUCACCAUGUUUACAGUUAUAAGCAACAUGGAUCCAAUACUUUCAAUCAUUUCUUGCUCUCCUUGCCCACCAUGGCCACAGAUGCCCAAUCUGCUGCUUUCCUUGCCCACAUUGCCUCCCAAAUGCAGCUCAAUAUCGCCUUCCUCGAGUCCCAGAACUACAUUUCUUCAGACGAUGCCGCCGCAAUGAACUCUAUCAUGUCUAAAUUACCAGUCUCGGUAUCCAGCCACUCAGUCGUCAGACAGUAUAACAUCCAAGUCAUGCCUACAGCUGUCGUGCACUCUUCCUCUGCACCAAAAACUGUCACUUCAGCCCGUUCCGUUCCUCCCGCUCCAGCGCGUCAAACAGUUUAUGCACGCGCAAUGUGGGCUUAUAACGAAGAUGGCUCGGAAUCAAAUGACCUGUCAUUCUCCUCGGGUGAACUCAUCGAAAUCGUGUCAGAACAAAAUGAAGACUGGUGGUUAGGCAGAGCGAGAGGCAAAGAAGCUCUCUUCCCAUCAAAUCAUGUAGAGAAAGUCGAUGCUUCAGCUCACACGCCGGCUUCCAUCCAACCAGCACCGGCAACCGAGCCAAGGACCACAAAAGUCUACAGGCCUUUCGGAGCCGCCCUACACGGCACAGAUACCCCUCCGUCUGCCGCUGAUGGCGUCAAUUCUGUGGGAUUGCAGCAAGCCUCAGGGCAAACGGAAAAGAAGAGCAAGUAUGGAAAAUUCGGAAACACGAUGGCACACUCAGCUGCAGGCGGUGUCGGUUUCGGCGCAGGUGCCGCUAUUGGUGGUGGUCUUGUCCGAGCUAUCUUCUGAUAAACCAAAUCAGCUCUUGCAGGAAAUACUCGCAGCACGAGCCACGUUCCUCAUUAUUGGUAUACUCAAUCGCUCCCCUCCCACUUUAGCACGGUGUAUUUUUCACCACCUACCUCUCCCAAGUUCUCAGUUUCUAUCUGUGUAUCCAGUUGUUUCUAGUGAUUAUAUUUAUGUUCCCUUGUGAUUCUCUUGAUUUUUGAUAGCUUGGCCCUGUAACACAUUUACUGAAUCACCUCUGUAGAUGGGCGAUUUUUUUAUUCAAAACAAAAAACAAUGUACGUA
Molecule: messenger RNA, 1086 nt
Organism: Serpula lacrymans var. lacrymans S7.9
Lineage: Eukaryota; Fungi; Basidiomycota; Agaricomycetes; Boletales; Serpulaceae
Exons: 4
Coding region: 73-804 (243 amino acids)
Biological process (GO): protein transport to vacuole involved in ubiquitin-dependent protein catabolic process via the multivesicular body sorting pathway
Cellular component (GO): ESCRT-0 complex
Molecular function (GO): protein binding
Source: RefSeq, a predicted model, not a curated record